CAAUAAAACCCACGAAGAAGAACUCUGUCAGGAUUCUGUUUGGAUCCUGUUAGCUUGUGUUUGUUCAUUAGCAGCUUUAAUAAUGGAGAAAAGACUGGAUACAGAUAACCUGGAGACGCGUCUCCAGGCGCUGGAGAGUCGACUUUACGGAGAGAGGAGAGUGAAAACUGGGAAACCAGCGAAGUGUGCCGAAUCUUUGUCCAGGAUUCAGACGGGACUGACUAACACCGCCAACAAGAGGGAGCGAGUGAAGAUCCUGCAUAAGAAGAUUGAGGACCUGAUGAAGUACCUGGACCCCCAGUUCACCGACCACAUCAGCGUACCUGAUGCCAUGAAGCUGGAGUUCAUCCUCGCUGAGGAGGACUUCCUGCUCUCCCAGGCUGCUUUGCUGGAGCAGGUCAGCAACUUACAGCCGCUGCUGGACAGCAACUACAUCAGAGAUGUACCUGAACACGCCACCAAGCUGCAGCGCCUGUCUCAGAUUCACAUCAAAGAACAGGACCAAACUGAAGUCCAGUCCGUGGAGGUGAAGAAGCUUUUUGAGGAGUACAACAAAAUGAUGUUCCUGCUGUCCAAGCAGUUCACCCAUUGGGACGAGACCCUGAGGAAGCUGGAGGAGGCCAAAGGCAUCCGGCCUGUGGAGUAGCUGCCGUGAACACAUUCAUGCUUCUGAUGAGGAUGGUGAUGAUGAUGAAGACUACACCAUGGUGGGAGCGUAGAUGUGACAAGUGUUCCAUAUGUAGGCUGUUAUUUCCUGAUGAGUCAGAGCAGAAAGAAGACUCAACUUCUCACUGUUCUGUUUCUAAAUGUGUCCCCAGAAUUUGCUGAAUCGGGUGAUGUCACAUGAAUCAGUGUUUCUCACAGAGGGAUGCUGUACCUGUGGUGGUCUUUAAUCUAUUCACCUGACAUCCCUUCAGUUCUGUUGAUACCCCCCCGCCCCCUCUGUCUGCCUUACAUCACACACACAGCGACGUAGAGGUCAGACAUCGUACUUCUUCAAAUGAACGAGCACGGUGUCUGAAAUACCGCCACCCCUGCCCAGGUACGGUCUCUGUGAGGGAAACACUGAAUACACUGAUAUCACCCGACCUGACCCGGUCCUGCAGCAGAACAGAACAGGGUAUAAAGAGUCUCAUGUGACUCUUCAUCAUGGCCUGCAGGAACCUGCUCCCAUCAUGUGAUGUGUGGCUCAUGCAGCUCCGAGAUGCUGCUGUUAUUUAUUCAGAGACAACAGAGGUUUUUUUUUUAAUGCUUUGAUGUGACGCUGUUAAACAUUCCUGCCCCGCCUCCUCACUGCGAGCCAGUCACAUGACUUCUCAUGCCCCGCCCUCAUUCGCUCUCACGGGCGGCUUUUAUCCUCACUGUGGAGGCCAUGAUCUGUACAAAACUUCACUGAGCUCAAAUAUCAUCUCCAGUUGUCUUGUUAUUUUAAAGGUCACAUGUGGCUGAAUGUGUCAAACAGCAUGACUGUAGUUAAAACAAUAAAUCUGAUCACUUCUUUCUUUGA
This is a messenger RNA of Notolabrus celidotus (New Zealand spotty), 1507 nucleotides long. RefSeq names its product dynactin 3 (p22) (gene dctn3). Bases 83 to 646 code for a protein of 187 amino acids. Gene Ontology annotation, biological process: cytoskeleton-dependent cytokinesis. The record is from RefSeq and is a predicted model, not a curated record. The transcript is spliced from 7 exons. NCBI's taxonomy places the organism in Eukaryota, Metazoa, Chordata, Actinopteri, Labriformes, Labridae. Gene Ontology annotation, cellular component: dynactin complex.